Molecule: messenger RNA, 399 nt
Organism: Linum tenue
Lineage: Eukaryota; Viridiplantae; Streptophyta; Magnoliopsida; Malpighiales; Linaceae
Source: the annotation of a GenBank genome assembly
AUGUCGAGGGUGGAGAAGUACUUCAAGUACCAGGAAAUUUCUGAUGAACAGAAGGUGGCUUUGGCUUCGUUCCACCUAGAAGGUGAUGCCAACCAAUGGGUUAUGUGGUUGGAAGAGGAGUUCGAACAAAGUGAUUCAGCAGUCUCGGGUACAGCCAAGGAAGAAGUAAGCGACAUAGCAAAGGCUACAGCAGAUGAAAUCAAAAAGCAUGCAGUUGCAGUCACCUUGACUAGAUUCUCUAUAAUUCCAACAAGCCAUGGCUUCACCAGGCAGGAAACCGAUUUUGUUAAGGCACUGCGAGCUGCAAACUUGUCUGUGCUCGUCACAACUCUGAACAAUGAAUAUCUCUCACUUGCAUUUGAUUUCAACAAGGAUGCCACUUACACAGUUACACGCUGA